GUCUUACCUAAUCCACCAAGCAAACAUACACAAACAUGGCGAUAUCACAAGCGGGCAAGAUGCAGUCUCGGUGCUCCUUAUAUUUAUUAUUCCUCUCGGUUGCAGGAAUCAGCUCCUCCACCCUCCACCUCCACCCGGAGCGGCGCCACAUGCUGCCGCAGAACACAGGCUUCUUCACGAUAGAGGCAAACGAGGGUUUCCCAGCCGGAGAUGGAGGAGGCGCCGCGGCUCCAGCGCUGCCUCUGGCCGCUCGGAGAGCCGCUGAAGGCGGGUUGGGCUCCGGCGCCCAUCCGCCGCAUCGAAGCCGCCGGAGCCCUGCUGAAUCGACCAUGCCAAAGGUGUACGGGAAGGCCAACCUGAACGACUCCCACAACCAGAUGGUGGUCCACUGGGCCGGAGAGAAGAGCAAUGUCAUCGUAGCCUUGGCUCGAGACAGCGCCGGAGCCACUGGGCCCAAAACCAGCUCUGUCUAUGUGUCCUACGACUAUGGGACCACUUUCACACUGGUCUCAGAUAAGUUCCAGCUCUCAGGGGUCAAGGCGAAGGACGGCAGCAAGCAGGUCAUCUCCCAGUUCUACCACAGCCCUGCAGACAACAGGAGGUACCUUUUUGUGGACUCCACCAACAACUUCCUGUGGAACACCUUUGACUUCUGUAAGAGCGUGCAGGGCUUCUCGCUGCCCUUCAAACCCACAGACCUGCUGCUCCACAGCCGAAGAUCCAACCUGGUGCUCGGCUACGACGGCUCCCACCCAAACAAACAGCUGUGGAAAUCAGACGACUUUGGGGAGACAUGGGUGUUGAUCCAAGAGCACGUGAAGACCUACUUUUGGGGCGUGGAGCCCUACGACCCACCCACCACAGUGCUGGUCCAGAGACACGAGCCCCAGGGCGUCUCCACCAUCCUCAGCAGCACCGACUUCUUCCAGAGCGAGCAGAACCGCAGAGUGAUCCUGGAGCAGGUGGACAGCUUCCAGCUCCGAGACAAGUACCUGUUCGCCACCACCACACGGAAACUGUUUGGAAGCCACGAGCCUUCAUCUGUUCAGCUCUGGGUCUCCUACAACCGCCAACCAAUGAAAGCUGCCCAGUUUAUGACCCGACAUCCAAUCACAGAGUACUACAUCGCAGAUGCCUCGGAGGACCAAGUGUUUGUGUGUGUGAACCACCUGAACAACGCUACACACCUUUACAUCUCAGACACACAGGGCCUGUCCUUCUCUCUGUCUCUGGAGAACGUUCUGUACUACAGUCCUGAGGGCUCCGGCAGCAACACACUCAUCAGGUACUUUGCCAACGAGCCUUUUGCAGACCUGCACCGUGUAGAGGGGCUGCGAGGAGUCUUCAUCGCCACACUCAUCAACGGCUCGGUCAGUGAGGACAACAUGCGAUCCGUCAUCACUUUCGACAAGGGGGGGACGUGGGAGCUGCUUCAGCCGCCUGCUGCCGACAGUCUGGGAGGAACCGUGGACUGCCAGCUCGGUAAAGGUUGCUCUCUCCACUUGGCCCAGCGGUGGAGCCAGCUGUUCAACAUCCAGCUGAGGAGGGUCCCCAUUUUAUCCAAGGACUCUGCACCGGGACUCAUCAUGGCCACAGGAUCUGUCGGCAGGAACUUGGCCAACAAGCCUAAUGUGUAUGUAUCCAGCAGCGCCGGAGCUCGGUGGAGAGAGGCUCUUGCAGGCCCUCAUUUCUACACGUGGGGUGACCACGGUGGGAUCCUGAUGGCAAUCGCUCAAGGAGGCUCCACCACACAUCUCAAGUUCAGCACCAACGAAGGAGAGACGUGGACCGACUUUAAGUUCUCAGACAGGGAGGUGUAUAUUUACCAGCUGCUGACGGAGCCCGGGGAGAAGAGCACCAUCUUCACCAUCUUCGGCUCCUACGCCGACCAGAGGCACAGCUGGCUCAUCCUGCAGGUCAACACCUCCGACGUCCUCGGUGUGCCGUGUUCUGACGCUGACUACAAGCGCUGGUCUCCGUCAGAUGAGCACGGUAACGAGUGUCUGUUGGGCCGAGAGGUGACGUUUAAGAGACGAGCUCCCCACGCUACGUGUUUCAAUGGAGAAGACUUCGACCGGCCAGUGACCGUCUCUAACUGCUCCUGUACGCGCCAGGACUAUGAAUGUGACUACGGCUUCAAGCUGAGCGAGGACUUGUCUCUGCAGGUGUGUGUUCCUGACCCCGAGUUCUUAGGCGACCUGUACGCUCCUCCGGUGCCGUGUCCUGUCGGCACCACCUACCGCCGCAGCAAAGGCUACAGGAAGGUACCAGGCGACAGCUGUAGUGGAGGAGACGUGGAGUCCAGGCUGGAUGGAGAGAUGCUGCCGUGUCCUGUCGGAGAGAGUAAUGAGUUCAUCCUGUACGCCGUGAGGAACUCCAUCCAUCGCUACGACCUGGCCACAGGUACAGACCAGGCCCUGCCUCUGGCCGGCCUCAGGGAGGCCGUGGCGCUGGACUUUGACUACGACAGGAACUGCCUGUACUGGGCCGACAUCUCACUGGACACCAUUCAGCGUCUGUGUCUGAACGGCAGCACAGGUCAGGAGGUCGUAGUGAGGAAAGAUCUGCAGAACGUGGAGGCUCUGACCUUUGACCCCAUCAGUAGACUGCUGUACUGGGUUGAUGCUGGAGCACAGAAGAUUGAGGUGUCGAACCCUGACGGCGACCUGCGUCACACUCUGCUCAACUCGUCGAUCCUGGAACACCCCAGAGCUCUGGUUCUGCUGCCUGGAGAGAGUCUGAUGUUCUGGACUGACUGGGGAGACCGAGCAGCCGGUGUCUACAGAAGCUACAUGGACGGAACCAACGUGGCCUGUAUUGUGUCAGAGGGCAUCCGCUGGCCCAAUGGGAUCACAGCUGACGACCACUGGCUGUACUGGACCGAAGCCUACAGCGACCGCAUCGAGAGGGCUGAUUUCAGCGGGGGCCAGAGGAGAGUUCUCAUGGAGGGGCUGCCCCACCCGUACGCCAUCGCUGUCUUCAAGAAUGACCUGUACUGGGACGACUGGUCCAGAAUGGGGAUCUUCAAAGCUCCGAAAGCUGGUUCUCAGGACAACGAGCUGAUUGUUGGCAGACUCACUGGAGUCAUGGACCUCAAGAUCUUCUACAAGGGGAAGAACAGAGGACACAACGCGUGUGCCGACCAGCCGUGCAGCCUGCUGUGUCUACCUCAGCCCGGCCACCGACACACCUGCGUCUGCCCUGACGGCGCCCCGACCGUAACCAUGCCCAACGGAGAGCUGCAGUGCCAGUGUCCCAUCGGCUAUCAGCUCCAAAACAACACCUGCGUCAAGAGCGAGCACAGCUGUUUGCCCAACCAGUACCGCUGCUCCAACGGCCGCUGCAUCAGCAGCAUCUGGAAGUGUGACAGUGACAACGACUGUGGAGACAUGAGUGAUGAGCAGGAGUGUCCCACCACCACCUGCGACCCAUCCAACCAGUUUCGCUGCAUGGCCUCGGGCUCCUGCAUCCCGCUGGCCUUCAAAUGUGACCAUGAAGACGACUGUGGAGACAACAGUGACGAGGAGCACUGUGAGUCUCACCAGUGUGGCCCAGGAGAGUUCACAUGUGCUCGAGGCGUUUGUAUCCGCGAGGCGUGGCGCUGCGAUGGAGACAACGACUGCAGAGACUGGUCGGAUGAGGCCAACUGCACAGUGGGCCACCAUACAUGUGAGGCCAGCAGCUUCCAGUGUCACACAGGUCACUGUAUACCACAGCGCUGGAUGUGUGACGGUGACGAUGACUGCCAGGACGACUCUGAUGAAGACCCUCAGAUCUGCGAGGGAACUCAGUGCAACGGCUUCCUGUGCUCCAAUCACACCUGCCUCCCAGCCACCGCGCACUGCAACGGCAUCCAGGAGUGUUCAGACGGCGCCGACGAGCACAACUGUGACCCGCUGUGUACUCGCUACAUGGAGUUUGUGUGCAAGAACCGAGCCCAGUGUCUGUUUCAGUCUCUGGUCUGUGACGGGAUCAAACACUGUGAGGACGGAUCUGACGAGGACGCCGACUACGCUGGAUGUGCCACGCCGUCUGAGUUUGGCAAGGUGUGUGAUGCCUACACUUUCCAGUGUGCCAACGGAGUGUGUGUGAGCCUGGAGUGGAAGUGUGACGGCAUGGACGACUGUGGGGAUUAUUCUGAUGAAGCCAACUGUGCUGCUCCCACUGCGGUCCCAGGAUGCUCCAGGUAUUUCCAGUACGAGUGUAGAAAUGAACGCUGUAUUCCCACGUGGUGGAAGUGUGACGGAGAGAACGACUGUGGGGACUGGUCUGAUGAGGCGCAGUGUACAGGUGGUGUUACUCCUCACACUGUGGCCCCUGGCCCCUCUACUUGUGCCCCCAACCGCUUCCACUGUGGCUCUGGAGCUUGCAUCAUCAACACCUGGGUGUGUGACGGCUACGCUGACUGUCCCGACGGCAGCGACGAGCUGGGAUGUCCCACAGCAAUUAACGGCUCUGGGACGAUGGCUCCAGUACCCACCCAGGCCCCCCCCUCCCCUGCACGUUGCAGUCGUGGUCAGUUCCUGUGUCGCCGACCCCCCCACUGUAUCCCCGACUGGCAGCGCUGUGACGGCCAGAUCCACUGUCAGGACGGCUCUGAUGAAGCCCACUGCCCCACUCGUGGGCCUCUGUUCUGUGUAAACGGGACUCGCUGCUCUGACGGUGAAGCCUGCGUCCUGGACAGCGAGCGGUGCGAUGGUUUCCUGGACUGCUCCGACCACAGCGACGAGGACAACUGCACCUUGGACACCCUGGCCUAUAAAGUGCAGAACCUCCAGUGGACACCAGACUUCUUUGGCGCCAUCACGCUGACCUGGUCUCGCCCCAAAAACCUUCCUCUGGACUCCUGCUACUUCCUCAUAUACUACAAGCUGGUGGGCACCCAGCAGUGGACCAUCAUGGACACACACAGCAACAAGUCGAGCUACAAACUGACGGUGCUGAAACCAGACACCACCUACCACGUCAAGGUGCUCACUCAGUGUCUCAGCAAGCUGCACAAGACCAACGAGGUGAUCACGGUCAGGACGCCAGAGGACCUGCCUGACCCACCCAGGAACCUGCAGCUGUCUUGUGACAACGGUGAGGACGGGACGGUGGAAGUUUCCUGGAGCACUCCUGACAAAGGACACGGCAUCAUCAGAGAGUACAUUGUUGAAUACAGUGAGGAAAAGAGCAUCGAUUGGAUGUCACAAAAAUCCAUGACGACCAACACUGAAGUGAGGGGGCUGCAGCCGGACACCAUGUACAUGUUCAGGGUGGCAGCACUGACCAGUCGAGGUGUGGGCAACUGGAGCGAGGUUAAAUCCAUCACCCCAAAGAAAGCUCUGCCUCCACCCUCUGUGAUCGCUGACAGCAUCACCGCCGACUCCAUGAGCCUUUCAUUCAGCUUCAACUCCCAGUAUGACGUGAAACAGUACAUAGUGAUUCUGUACUGGCAGUUUGACACCCACGUCAAGGAGAGCAGGAACUACUCAGUCACAGGGAGGUUCCUCAGAGCGACAAACCUGACAGCAGGGACGGUUUAUGAGGUGGCUGUGUGGGCUCAGACCAGUAUAGGAGACAGUCCCACCGCCCUGUCCCACCAUCAGACCAUUGGUUCCCAGCCGGAGCGGCCCCUCCUCAAAGCCCGGGCUCUCAACCAGACAGCUGUGGACUGCAGCUGGACCAUCAGCAAACCCCCCGCGCAGGGACAACAGGUGUACGGUGUGUUUUACGCCACCUCCUUCCUGGCCCUGCACCGCAGCCCUCGUCAGAUCACCACCGCUUCUCUCAGCCUCACGGUCACAGUGGACAGUGAUGAACAGUAUCUCUUCCUGGUGCGUGCUGUCUCUCCCUUCCUGGGUCCUCCCUCUGACUACGUUGUGGUGAAGAUGAUUCCCGACGAGAGGCUGCCACCCAGGAACCUCCACCGUGUGCGAGUAGACAAGACACAGGCCACACUGAAGUGGCAGCCACCCUACGACUUGCCAAACUCUCCUCUGACAUAUGCGAUCCACGUGCGGGACGUGAUCCGCAAGGAGGAGCGGGACUACAAGCUGACCACCCAGAACAACACAAUAGAGUACGUGCUGAAAGGCCUGGAGCCCGGAGGACGAUACAGCAUCUCUGUGCGCCUGCGCAACAUGAGCAAGGAGGCCAGCUUUACUCUGUGCACAGUUCCUCUUCCUGCUCCUGAAGCCUUGAAGAUUUUGACAGAGAAAGACCACGUGUUCCUCUUCUGGAAGAGUCUGGCUGUCCGAGAGAAGGGCUUCAAUGAGAGCAGGGGCUAUGAGGUGCAUGUGUAUGACAGUGUGACCAACCAGACGUCCUACCUGGGAAACACCACAGAGACCUAUUUCCGCAUCAGCAGCCUGUUGCUGGGACACAACUACACGUUCUCAGUGCAGGCCCGCUGCCUGCUCAGCGGUCAGCUGUGUGGCGAACCUGCACUGCUGCUCUAUAACCAGCUGACAGCAGGGGCCAGUGACGCCUCCCGCGGUGAGGGCCACUCAGGAGACAUGGCAGCGGUGGUGGUCCCGGUCCUCUUUCUGCUGCUGCUGGGCGUGUGCGGUGGCCUGGUGGCGCUCUACCUCCGACACCGCCGGCUGCAGAAUAAUUUCACCGCCUUUGCAAACUCCCAUUACAACUCUCGCCUGGGCUCUGCCAUCUUCUCCUCCGGGGAUGAACUGGGUGAUGAUGAUGAAGAUGCUCCCAUGAUCAGCGGCUUCUCAGACGAUGUUCCCAUGGUCAUUGCGUAGCAAGACGUCCCUCCAUCGCCUAUUUCUCUCUUCCCUUCUCCCCUUCUCUUCUUCUGCCCUCCCCCCCACUCCCCUUUACUCCCCAUCACUCCCUAUCAGUGGCGCUGUACGAUGGAGUGAAGAGGAAACAGGUGGAACCUCCGCCCUCCCGAAUCCGUCGAUGGGAAACGACCCCGAUCAGCAGGAAACAUGAAGAAAAAUGGAAAAGUGUAAAGAGAGAAAGAGAUAUUUUUCAAAUAUACGAUGCACUUUUUUUGGAUGCGCAAUAACUUAUUUUUUAUAAUAUUAAAUAUAUAUAUGGGGUCAAAAAAAAGGACUGUGAGGAAGAGGUGGACACUGAAGCAAACUGUGAAGGAUUUGAGUUUGUGGAGCGCGCCAGGGAAAGAGAGACCCUAUUUGUAAUGCAAACUCACUAUCCAUAGGAGCGGUUCAUUGCUUAAAGCCAAAAUAAGCAUCCAGAGACUGGAAUAUAGAAUGCAAAAAACACACACAUAGAAAAAACACAGAUAUA
This is a messenger RNA of Epinephelus moara (kelp grouper), 7251 nucleotides long. RefSeq names its product sortilin-related receptor, L(DLR class) A repeats containing (gene sorl1). The record is from RefSeq and is a predicted model, not a curated record. Lineage: Eukaryota; Metazoa; Chordata; Actinopteri; Perciformes; Serranidae. Gene Ontology annotation, molecular function: protein binding. Gene Ontology annotation, cellular component: Golgi apparatus; membrane. The transcript is spliced from 48 exons. The coding region runs from base 36 to 6740 and encodes 2234 amino acids. Gene Ontology annotation, biological process: protein retention in Golgi apparatus; protein targeting to lysosome; post-Golgi vesicle-mediated transport.